AACACCAUUACACAAAAGCAGAAAUGCAGAUACAAAAGAACAACUGAAGGCACAUCCAUCUUAUUUUCGAAGCUUUAUUGCUUUACAGAAAACAAAUAAUUUAAACUUUUGGAUCCAUGUAAAUCUUCUUAUCUUUUUAUAAUCAAAUCAAUAUUCUCAUCCAGUAAAAAGAUCAUAAUGUUAUGUUGUAGAAUGCAGCUUUAAUGUUAUGUAAACAGCUUAAACUCAUCUAUCUAUCUAUCUCUAAUAGUAUUUUUAUAAAAUAUAUUUUUCAGAUUGGAAAAGUUUCGUGUUACCUGAAAAAAUAAAACUCCACUUAUUUGUACGAUACCAUUAUAUUCACCAUAUUUCCAUGCACGUAUUUUUGAUUUUAAAAUAUAAAAAUGAAUGUUCUCUCUCAGUAGAAUAGCCAUGAUAUGUUUAAAUCAAUUUCAACUCUUGAUAAAUCUCAGUUCCAUAGAAAAGGAUUUCGGCAGCAGUACCAACUAACAAUAAAUUCACACUGCAUUUAUUAUUAUGCGUAUAAAAUAAAAUUGGUAUCUGGGUUACAUAACAGUACACUGAAAAUAUUUCUUAACCACUCAUUCACUUUCACGUCUGCCCUGUAUGUCGCAAAAAUACAGUAUCGAUGAUGAGCUACGACUCGCGGUGAAGCUGCGCGCGGUUACCAGGACGACCGGAGAGGGCUGGACCAGCGACGGCACGUCUCCAUAGAGAGAAAAGGCGAGUGGGAUCUAGCCGAGGGUUGUGAGAGAAGGGGCGGUACAGGGGUGUGCAUCCAGGGGAUAGGUUGCUAUCGGCAAUUUCGCAGAGAUGGAGUUUCUGCAGAAUCAUCACGCGGUCAACACCUCGGAGUCGCCGUACACCCUCAGCACAGGUUCUGUGGGCAGCAUCGAGGCUACGAUACCACCCGGCUUCUGCUCUGGACCACUGGGCGUCCUCUCAGGCGACGAUACUCUGUCAAUAGAUCAUCAAACCGAGGAGGCGGCCGUUCUUGGAGCUGCUUUGCAAGGUACACUACGUCUGCAGGAUCUGCAGAGUUCUCCGGAUGACAUCACCGCCGAUCAGAAUCAACACUUGUCAACUUCCGGCCAGACUGUGAGCGAGUUUGGUGCCAGUUUUUGGGUUGAUGACAUGGCGGGCUUUCCUUUACCUCCGUUAGACCUGGACCCGCUGCCUUCCGGAUUAUUUAGUCCUUGCUCGGGAACCUAUAAUUGGGGCUGCUCGCGGGGAGAAUGCAUGCCAAGGGCGAGCAAUGGCACGAAUGGCGAGGGCGUCGCCGACGUUCUUUUAUCUUUAAAACAUGCUGUGGUGCAUCCCGGAAGCCCGACAGCUGGAUAUUACCCCACUGGAACCGGAACCACCGCGGGCCAUCACUAUUCGCAGGAUUAUGUGCAAAAUCUAGGCCCAUCAGUUCCAGGUCCAGGACACUACGCUUCCGCACCUGCCAUGUCUGUCAAUGUGUCGAUGAACAUGACCAUGAACAUGAAUAUGCACUCUGGGUACGAGCAGAAUUAUUCGUCGGCGUGGGGCGUGGAGCCGCUUCUAAGUCCCGCCCCUCAGUACAAUCCAGUGGAGGCUGCGGCGCAAACCGCGAGGGUGAAUCAGGGCGUGUCGACCAAUAGCGGCCUGAUCGGCCACCCACAUUCGCACCCCCAGCCGCACCACGCUGCCGGCCGUUUGCAGCUCGGAAGUGAACACGCGAUCUGCGUAAGUACCGUAGGCCCGACGCCCACGGGAACUAUCACCCCCGAAGACAAUGGCAGGCCCAAUCUCUGCAGGAUAUGCGGCAAGUCGUACGCCAGGCCCAGCACCCUCAAAACUCACUUACGCACUCACUCGGGGGAGAAGCCAUUCAGGUGUCCCGCGUGCUCGAAGGCGUUCAGUCAAGCUGCGAAUCUAACGGCACAUGCGAGAACGCAUUCUGGCGAGAAACCCUUCCGAUGUCCCGUAUGUGAUAGGAGAUUUUCGCAGAGUAGCUCGGUCACCACGCAUAUGAGGACGCACUCGGGAGAACGACCUUAUAGAUGUCGGUGUUGCAAAAAGGCGUUUUCCGACAGCUCGACACUUACCAAACACCUGCGAAUUCACUCCGGUGAGAAACCGUAUCAAUGUAAGUUAUGUCUGCUUAGAUUUAGUCAAAGCGGUAAUCUCAAUAGGCACAUGAGAGUUCACGGAGGUUCCCUGACGUGACACAAUUUAUCAGCAACAAUCGAGUCCGCAAUGAUAAUUGACAGCCAGGUGCCCAGGUGCUGCCGAAUACCUGUGAUUCAAUUAGGAACUAACUCGUCAGAAAAAUAAAACGCAGAAGCGAAAAGCGAAAUCCGGUAAAAGCGUAAUUCAUUUUAAAAAUUUUAAAUGCUGCUAUAAAAUUUAUUAAUUGAAAUAUAAUCACGUAUAUGCAUGAAAUGACUUUACAUGAAUUUUAAAGGGAACUACUGUAAAUCAGGAAUGUUUUCACGUGUCUGAAUGAUUCCACGUUUUGUCAUUUGUUUUAUUACGAAUGUGUAAAUACAAAUAUGUAUAAAUAUAAAUACAUACGCGUGAAUUUGAUUACCUAUGCUCUAAAUUUUAUUUUUUAGCCAUCAUAACGUAUUGGCAUAGUAUUUGCACUUAUUAAACAAAUUGCCUGGAUUAUUAAAAAAUAUAUCUUCCCUUCUUUCGAGAUUAAAAAUUUUAUUUUUCAAUACAGUUGCACUGGAAUAUUCCGCAUAUUGAGAGGUUUAAUCAAACAAAUGACAAAAACAGAAUUAGUCCGCUCAAAAACAUUUCCGAAUAUAUUCAUAAGAGCUCCUCAGGUGCCAUUUACUAAUGCAACACAAACACUGUUUAUAUGAUAAAUUAUUCAAACUCAAACUAUUCGUGAAUUAUUAAUCAUGAUUAAUAUAGCGAAUCGCUUUGUACGCUUUCAAUCGCUAAUUUAUAUUUGAUUGUACAUGAUGCUGCAAAUAUAUGUAUACAGAUCAGGGUGAAUCGGAAUAUGUGUCAGGAAUACAUGGCGUAUUAAACACAACAAAUCGAUUAUUGUACAAAUAUUGUAUUUAUUAUAAUAAUUAUUAAUUAUAAUAUUAAUGUUGCUCGUUUUAUCUCGACACCACCUUCUCUCUCAGUUAUUUAGUCUAUCGUCAUCAGGUGUGUUAAAUGCCCCUUCUUCCUUUUCGUGAGUGCGGUACAUUUCUUUUCGUUUUCUGCUUUCUCUUACAGUCGCAAUGAAUAAAGAUGUGUGGAUGUGGUGCUGCCGAUUUUUCUCUUGUCGAAAAACGCAAGGAAAACGCAAAAAGUGAAAAAAAGAAGAAACAAAUAUUACAGAAUAUCUUAAUUAUUCUAUCUACACAAGUAUAUCCGCACAACAAA
This is a messenger RNA of Ooceraea biroi (clonal raider ant), 3354 nucleotides long. RefSeq names its product protein glass. Gene Ontology annotation, cellular component: nucleus. Lineage: Eukaryota; Metazoa; Arthropoda; Insecta; Hymenoptera; Formicidae. Gene Ontology annotation, biological process: regulation of gene expression. The record is from RefSeq and is a predicted model, not a curated record.